Spodoptera littoralis (African cotton leafworm) is the source of this 1278-nucleotide messenger RNA. The record is from the annotation of a GenBank genome assembly. Lineage: Eukaryota; Metazoa; Arthropoda; Insecta; Lepidoptera; Noctuidae.
AUGGCUGACAACGAUGACCUUCUGGACUACGAAGACGAGGAGCAGGCAGAUCAGCAGACCGCUGACGGGGCGACAGAAGCGGCGCCAAAGAAAGAGGUUAAGGGAUCCUACGUAUCUAUUCACAGCUCUGGAUUCAGAGAUUUCCUGUUAAAACCCGAAAUAUUGCGCGCCAUCGUCGACUGUGGUUUCGAGCAUCCAUCAGAGGUACAACAUGAAUGUAUUCCACAAGCUGUCCUUGGUAUGGAUAUCCUGUGUCAAGCCAAGUCCGGCAUGGGAAAAACCGCCGUUUUCGUAUUGGCGACACUACAGCAGCUGGAACCUUCAGAAAAUCAUGUAUACGUACUCGUAAUGUGCCACACGAGAGAAUUAGCCUUCCAAAUUAGCAAGGAAUAUGAGCGUUUCUCAAAAUACAUGGCCGGCGUCAGAGUGUCGGUGUUUUUCGGUGGAAUGCCCGUUCAAAAAGAUGAGGAGGUUCUCAAAACUGCAUGCCCUCAUAUCGUCGUUGGGACACCCGGCAGAAUUCUGGCUUUAGUGAACAGUAAGAAACUGAAUUUGAAACAUUUGAAGCACUUCAUACUUGAUGAAUGUGACAAGAUGCUAGAAUCUUUAGACAUGAGACGUGACGUUCAGGAGAUAUUCAGAAACACUCCCCACGGUAAGCAAGUGAUGAUGUUCUCCGCCACAUUGAGCAAAGAAAUCAGGCCAGUUUGCAAGAAGUUCAUGCAGGACCCUAUGGAAGUGUAUGUGGAUGAUGAAGCCAAGCUAACAUUGCACGGUUUGCAACAACAUUAUGUGAAGCUCAAGGAGAAUGAGAAGAACAAGAAGCUAUUUGAGUUGCUGGAUGUGUUGGAGUUCAACCAAGUAGUAAUAUUCGUCAAGUCUGUGCAGCGCUGCAUAGCUCUAGCACAACUGCUGACAGACCAGAACUUCCCUGCUAUUGGUAUACACAGGAACAUGACUCAAGACGAGCGUCUGUCACGUUAUCAACAGUUCAAGGAGUUCCAGAAGAGAAUCCUAGUAGCCACCAACUUGUUUGGAAGAGGGAUGGAUAUUGAGAGAGUGAAUAUUGUGUUCAACUACGACAUGCCUGAAGACUCUGACACCUACCUUCAUCGUGUGGCUCGUGCUGGCCGAUUUGGUACCAAAGGGUUAGCUAUUACAAUGGUAUCAGAUGAGAAUGAUGCCAAGAUCCUCAAUGAAGUUCAAGAUCGCUUCGAUGUCAACAUCACGGAGUUGCCAGAAGAGAUUGAGCUAUCAACUUACAUAGAAGGCCGAUAG